This is a messenger RNA of Archocentrus centrarchus (flier cichlid), 4433 nucleotides long. RefSeq names its product oxidative stress induced growth inhibitor 1 (gene osgn1). Gene Ontology annotation, biological process: negative regulation of cell growth. Bases 79 to 1923 code for a protein of 614 amino acids. NCBI's taxonomy places the organism in Eukaryota, Metazoa, Chordata, Actinopteri, Cichliformes, Cichlidae. The record is from RefSeq and is a predicted model, not a curated record. Gene Ontology annotation, molecular function: growth factor activity. The transcript has 9 exons.
CGGCGCAGACGCUGGAGCCUCGCUUUGUACACGUGCGGAGAAAAGGGCGAGUAUAAAAGAAGGGGGCAGAGCUGCGGCAUGACGGAGCGGAGACAGCAGCAGCUGAGAGACACAAGCCGAGCCGCCGGAUCCCAUAAAAGGUUCAAACAGCAGCGCAGAGGACGCGGAGGCUCGCCUCCGGGACGCACCGUUUUUCCACUACAUGACUACACAUUGUUACAUUAUCUGAGGUGGAGUCGGUCACAGGAAACAGGCAGGAAGGUCAGAGGGUUGCAGGUGUCACCCAGCACAGCAGGGAAAAGAGGUGAAAUGGACCUUCAUGAUAAAGAGGUUCUCCGUGGAGACAUCUGGCCUGUGGUGAUUAUUGGUAACGGCCCCUCAGGCAUCUGCCUGUCCUACCUGUUAUCAGGUUACACCCCUUACCUGUCACCUGAGGCGUCGCACCCGAAUCCCCUGCUGUACAGCAAGCUGGCGGAGCAGCCUCACCUGUCGUUGCUGGAGCAGGACUUGGAGUAUCUGUGCGAGGGGCUGGAGGGCCGAUCAUCCAACCCCGUAGCGGUGCUCUUUGAUUCCUUGUUGCUGCCCGACAGCGACUUUGGAUUUGACCACACCUCUCCCCUGGAGUGGCGGUACGAGCCAGAGCGUGCCGUUCCUCACCUGGUGCUGGGGAAGGGUCCACCUGGAGGAGCCUGGCAUGCGAUGGAGGGCUCCAUGCUGACUCUGAGUCUGGCUAACUGGAUGGAGCUCCCUGGACUGAAGCUGAAGGACUGGAUGAGAGACAAACGCAGAAAUGUACGAAACGACCGUGCCACACCAGCAGAGAUCGCCUCCUACUACCAGCACUACGUUUCCCAGAUGUCCCUGGAGCAGAACUUCGCCUGUGGGACCGUAGUCACCUCUGUGAGCAGGCAGCCCAGCUGCCAGGAGGGGUCGCCGCCCUGCUGGAGAGUGAUGGGACUGCAGCGGCGAGAGGGGGAAGAACUGGGAGAUGGUUCCACGGUUUCGGAGGAGGUGCCUUUCUCCCUGUUGGCCCACAAUGUGGUGUUAGCGACGGGCACACACGACAUCCCGGCCAGACUCGGCGUAGAGGGCGAGUCCCUGCCCUUUGUCUGCCACUCGUUCUGGGAUCUAGAGGCGGCCAUCACUCGGGGCGAGCUUGACCAGUCUUCAGACCCCGUUCUGGUGGUGGGGGCGGGGCUCACAGCAGCUGACGCAGUACUUGCCACCCACCAUCUCAGCACCCCUGUCUUCCACGCCUUCAGACGCUCAAUCACCGACCCUGAGCUCAUCUUCAACCAGCUGCCUAAACUGCUUUACCCAGAGUACCACAAGGUUUACCAGAUGAUGACUCAGCAGCAGCAUCAACCAAGCCAUCCACAACAGGACCACACCCGGGACCUUCAUCACCAUUCCACCCCUUCCUCUUCCUCCUCCUCCGUGCCCCGAUACCCGGGUUACCUGAGCUUCCCGUGCCACAGAGUUGUGGAGUUCAGCCCUGACCGGAAGUGUGUCCUAGAGUCAGACGCCGGCGAGCAGACGGUGGUUCAGGUCUCUAAGGCUCUGGUUCUGAUUGGCGCCCACCCCAACCUCUCCUUUCUAGACAAUAACGGCUGUUCGCUUGGCUUGAAUCCUGAAGAGCCCAUCUCCUGCCGGAGGAACCCAAUAGAGGUGGACCCGUUCACAAACAGGGUGAUAGCAGCAGAUGGGCCAGGCAUGUACGCCAUGGGGCCGCUAGUGGGCGAGAACUUUGUCAGGUUCCUGAAGGGAGGAGCUCUGGCUAUCGCGAGCGACCUCACCAAGAGACAGAAGGAAGAGGCCGAAAGAGGAGAGGGGGAGCUGAGCAUAGACAGGUUCAUGGACAGAUGUGUGGACAGACAAGUGGCCACUCAGACAGAAGCAGAGCUUUUCCUUGUGGAUGUGUAGCACAUUUCCUGGGAUUGGUGGGUUUUGUGUACUGAAGCAAACUUUGGCGAACCGAUUGAGAGGAAGCCACACAGGCCAUAGUUCCUAGAAACCAGAGAGUGGGAGGAUCACACAGGCAGCACAGAGCUCUGAUAUCCUUGGAUAAAGAAAAGCCUCCAGAUGUGAGGCAGAGCUGUUGGCAUCAGAAACACGUCAGUCAUUUAUACGUAGCUGAGCGGAGCCAAAGGAUGCAGUGGAGCAGAGACAGGUGGCCAGUUUGUGUUGUUCUUAUCUGGUUGUACAGGUAGAUGUCACUACGUCAACAUGAGAUGGUUUUUAAAUUAUUAUUAUUUUUUUUACAUUAAUAUCCUGUUAUAUUUAAUUUUUUUAAAUGUAACCAAUAAAAUGUUUUCCAGCGCCAUCUAGUGGUCAAAUAAUCUCCACCAGCUCUUUUAAAGGGGACCCAGUUCAGCUCCAUAUUUACUGAUGGACUCGUGCACACGCUGACCUCAUUGCUUUAAACUUUGGUUUAAUAUGAACUUCCUCUUUUUAACAGUGUGUCCAUGACAGAUAUGUAAACGUUAAAGUUCAGCACUAGCUUCCAUUAUAUGCACCCUCGAUUUAAUAAUUGCAGGCCGAUGAGGAUGGACACAAACAGGUGGAGAAGCAGAGGAACCGAGAGGAAGAACUCUAGUCAUCCUCACAGUUCAAGUUUCCUGUCCCUACAAUAACCUCUGCAUCAGAGUUUAAUAAGUCAGCAGCACCAUAUGUGACAAACCGGCACGCGGCCACAUCCUCGGGCUCUUUAACAAUGAGGGUAACGAACGCGUUUCCAUAUGAAUCAUUUAUUCAGCGGUUGGACCCGUCGGGUUCAGUUUUGCAGUUUUCUGAAGCCAUCAAACUUAUUUGUCAUGUGACUGUGGCUGUUUGUUUGUCUUGAAGUAUAAAAAUAUUUUAAACAGCAUUUUUAAUCUGCAGCUUUCAGAACAAACUUCACUGAAUCGUUUCCAGCCAGAAGUACAACGAUGAAUGUUUUCACGUGAAUCUGCCGACACUUUGAUUUCCUCAGAGCACUUUUUACCCCUCGGCCUGACGAGGCUCUCAGCUUUGUGAACGCGAUGACGAGAACGAUGUCAUCGAUGCAGAUGCAGCUACUGAGAAUCUCAGAUCUUACCAUAAUGAUGCCAGUGUCAUUAGAUUGUAGUUUAUAUACAUACAGCACCAGUAAUUAGCAUGUCUUCCUUUAGAGGACUCAAAAAUGCAUCAAGAGGCUGAUUAUGCAGUAAAAUAUGUCUGAACUUCUUACCUGUAUUUACACCUGAGGUCUGCGUCAUCUUUGACUUCAGCCCUGCUUUGAGUCGUUUUUGGCUGUCAGGGCCCAAAAUGAUGCUCCUAACAUGCAGGCUGUGUUUCCCAGAAAAGGUUCAAGUCUGCUCGGGAAGAACAAAGUAUUUUUCAGGGAAAUUAUUCCGUACCAGGAUGAAUCCAUGUCUGGGAAACUGGGUGUGGCCUAACCGUAACCACGUGAUGGGUCACGGUGAUCCAGGAGAGGAAAGCUUUGGGAUUCAUCUUUGUGCCAGAGGGGGGGGGGUCCACGGGAGCACUGGCCCUGCCCGGGGUGUGCGCUGACCUCAGUCCCACAGAAAGAUGCUGAAGCUGAACAAAGUCUGCAGAGAAAAUCUGUAUAAGAGCCAUCUACAUUUGGCUUUGAUCUGUUUAAAGAAGGGAUCAAAAAUGUAACCAAGUUUGAGGUUCUGUCACUUCGACUCGCUGCUGGAAACUUUUUGAAAAUUAUCCAUAAUUAUUUUUGUUUUUAAGGUGACUGUUGAUCUGUAAAUCGAGCCAUGCUGAUUUCAACCUUUUCAUGGAUUUUAUGACAGAAAACUACAAAAAUAAGUCCCUUACAUUUAAAUCUGAUCUCAUGUAGACAGCUUAUUAUAUUAGCAUAUACACUAAUAUUGUUGAGACACACUAGAGCUUCUUUACUAAGCACUUAAAAUUACCGACGAUAAAAUCAGAAGGUGUAAGAUUAUAUUCUAGUUUGUGGUACAAGCGUUUGACUGCAGCUAACAUGUUUUAUGAUUAAUAAACUGUAAACUUGUAUUGAGUGCAUAUAAGCUGAUCUCUGUGUAUUUGUACCUUUCAUAAAGUUGCAAAGAGAUGUUUUUAUUUUUGAUGAAUGAAUCACUGAAUUUCUGUCAGGUUUCUAAUGUAUUUAUUGUAUAAUUACUUUUUAGCUCUGAAGAUGCUCGUUUUAAAAUAACUCAGCAGGUAUUUUUCUGUGUGCUGCUUCUGAAAUAUGACCUACAGCAGCCGACGGUGCCUUAAGACUCGUUACUCACAGGAUUUUGUUUCAUAGCAGAAUAAAAGCACGAUCAUCUGAACGUCUCUUUCGUGAUGUAGUAAAGUCAUGCUGUGCCUGUCUGUAGAUUUUUAUUGAUUUAUAGUUCAGAAUAACUUCCAUCUGCAUAAAAUGUAAAAAUUUUUCAGUGUUCAUUUGUAUCAUGGUUUUUAUUAAACAGCAGAUUUUC